Messenger RNA from Rotaria sp. Silwood2, 510 nucleotides. The record is from the annotation of a GenBank genome assembly. Lineage: Eukaryota; Metazoa; Rotifera; Eurotatoria; Philodinida; Philodinidae.
AUGAAUCCAGGAGUCGGUGUUCCAUUCGCAUUAUUAAAUGCUCAAAACAUCCCAUCUGCUGCUAACUCCCACCAACACCACGUACUCGCAAUCACCAGAAAUUUUCGACGUGCUCGUGCACGAGAUUUAGUUUCUUUUCGAGCAACAAAUCGAGCAUUAGCAAAUCGUAAUAAGACAUUGACGACGUUACGGGAACAGGACCAGCACGAUCUUGUUCAAUCAACUAUUGAUUCUAUUAUUAAAGAAAUCGAAUAUAAUGAAACAAUUAAAGAUUAUGAUGAAGAAGUUCAAGAUUAUGACGUAAUAAUUCAAGAACAUAGUCAAAAAUUUCAAGAUCAUGAUAAAAAAAUUGAAGAUUAUAAGCAAGAAUUCAAUCAAAUAAAAGAACAAUUUCUUCAAUAUGAAGUUCAACAAUCAAUUGAUAACAUCAUCAAUAGCAUAACAGAAAAUCAUUCAAGCACAACUUUUGAUCGUAAACAAAUUUGCCAGGUGAGAGAAUCUAAAAUCUGA